UUAAUUUCAAGUUACAAAUAAUAAUGGAGUGUACAGCAAUCCCCUUUUCCUCCCCAGUUACAGGAAAUCCGCAGAAUCUUUUACUUGAUAAAGAACCUUUACAAAAAAAGUUAUUAUUGGCACAAGGUUCCCCCUCUAAUUCAAAUGGGGUUCUCAUAACUGCUGGUCCAAUUAAAAAAUGCAGUUUACUUAUUUCAGGAAUGAGCUGUGCCUCCUGCGUAGGAACUAUAGAAAAAACUUUAAAGAAUAACAUCUCAAUUUAUGACAUUCGCGUGAAUCUUCUUUCUGGAAAUGCUGAAGUUUGGUAUAACGAGAAAUUUAUAAAAGAAGCAGAGCUUUGCAAACUUAUAAGGAAUCUUGGCUUUGGAGUCGAACUUAUAAGGGAAAACAGCGCUGGAGUUCUAAACUUUUCUCUCCUUGACGUAAUUGAUGCUAACUGUAUUACUGCCAUUGAAAAACUUUUGAAGAAUGUGGAGGGCAUAAGCGAAGUGACUCUUUUUUAUCCAAGUUGCAAAGGCCACGUGCGCUUUGACGAAGAACUGCUCGGUCCGCGCGAUAUCGUAGAUCUUUUGGAAAGCUGGGGCUACAGAGCACGUGUUGAGGCAAACGGAGAGACUUCUUCUACUGACUCAGAGAUCAUUAUAUGGAGGCGCUCUUUUUUAAUCAGCGUUGCCUUUUUUAUUCCAACUUUUUUGCUUAUGCACCUUUUUUCCCGCAUUGCUGUACUCUACCACUUUUUAAUGAUUGAACCGAUAAGCGGAAUUUCUCUUAUGAACAUGCUCAUUUGGGCCUUUGCAACCAUUGUUAUGGUCGUCGCUGGAAAAAAUGUUUUUUUUUCUGCAUACAACUCGCUUAAGCACGGCCGCGCUAAUAUGGAUGUUCUCAUUGCUACCGGCUCGCUCGUGGCUUAUUUAUAUUCAGCGGCAGUGUCCUGUUGGACCGUUCUAUUCAGAAAGGGGACAGAAAAAGUUUUCUUUGAAAUGUCUGUCAUGUUGUUUACUUUUACUACGCUUGGCCGCUGGCUUGAGUGUGCAGCAAAAGCUCAGGCAUCUGAUGCCGCAAAAAAAUUAAUGAACUCUCAGCCAAUUAACGCCCGCUUAUUAAUUCAUAACACUGAAAAAUCAAUUUCUAUUGGUUUAGUGCAGCGUGGCGACCUCUUGAAAGUUCUUCCUGGGGAGCAGAUACCGGCAGACGGCACGGUUGUCUUUGGCUGCAGUUCCGUGGAUGAGUCUUUGAUAACCGGCGAAAGUUCUCCUAUUGUGAAAAAUGUUGGGGACUUCGUGUUUGGCGGGACGCUAAACCAACUGGGAGUGGUCCAUUUGAAAGUUACUAAUGUCGGAGACCACUCUGCUUUAGGACGAAUAGUGAAGUUAGUAAAGGAGGCUCAAGCCUCUAAAGCACCCAUCCAGCGCUUGGCUGAUCACAUUGCGGGAUACUUUGUUCCCUGCAUCAUUGGGCUUUCUCUGGCCACUUUUUUAGUGUGGUUUUUUCUUUGCAACAAUGGCCUUGCCGCUAUCCCCUUUGGUUCCUCCAGUUUCCGUUACUCUCUCCAAUUCGCCAUCUCCGUCCUAGUUGUUGCUUGCCCCUGCGCCCUUGGCUUAGCAGCUCCAACUGCCGUCGCAGUGGGGGUUGGGGUGGGGGCGGAAAACGGCAUACUAAUAAAAGGUGGAGAGGCGCUAGAAGGUGCCAAUCGAGUAACGACAUUGUGCUUUGAUAAGACCGGCACAGUAACGGAGGGCCUCCCACGUGUGUGCGAGAUAGUAGUGUUCAAUGGUAUGAACCAGAAACAAUUUUUAAAACUUGUACGACUCGCCGAAGAAAACUCCAACCACGUUCUCGCCAAGUCUAUACUUAGCUACGCAAAUACAAUGUCAAUGUCCGAUGACGAGACAGCCGUAAUAACCCAAGACCCCCUCUGCUUUCCUGGAGAAGGGCUGAGUUGUGUGGUUGGCCAAAGGACACUUCGCAUAGGCAGUUUCGCUUGGAUUAAAAACUUUGCUACGUCUGAAGAAGAUGUAUCCGAAAAAGUCAAAAAGUAUCAAGAUAACGGCUUCAUAACUUCCCUGGUAGCAAUAGACAACGAUAUAGCCGGACUUAUAACGCUGGUGGAUCAAGUGAAACCCGAAGCCAAACUGGUGAUUAAAACAUUGCAGAAUAUGAACAUUCAAGUUUGUCUUCUGACAGGCGACAACCAGACGGCCGCUCUCCGAAUUGCUAGUGAGCUCGGCAUACCCCGCCAGAAGACUUAUUACGAGUGCCUCCCGAGCCGAAAGUUAGCGAUAGUUAAAGCAAUGCAGGAAGCCGGGGAAGUGGUGGGGAUGGUUGGUGACGGACUGAACGACUCUCCUGCCCUCGCGCAGGCCGACUUGGGAAUAGCCGUUGCAAGCGGCACUUAUAUGACGGUGGAGGCCGCCCAGAUUGUGCUAACCACCGCCUCUCUCGCAGGCAUUAUCUACGCUAUCGAUAUCUCGACAAAGACGGUGCGCCGGAUUCGCUACAAUUUUGUUUUUGCGGUCAUGUAUAAUUUCAUUGCUGUGCCCGUUGCAUCCGGGCUGCUGGCACCUUUCGGGAUAGCCUUGAAUCCCGUUUUGGCUACGCUUGCCAUGAUACUUUCAUCGCUCACUGUAAUAGGAUCUUCACUGUUACUAAAGAGCUACCAAAAGCCUAACUUGGAACGCCCAGUAGGUCGUGCCAAAUCUACUCUGCAAGAGUGGCUUGUUAAUUUGGGUAUUCAGUGGAAAAACACGUGCUUCCGUGUCUCCAAUUUUUUGACCAAGUUAUCUUUUAAACGACGUCGGCGGCUAGCACGGUACUCUUCUACGGCGGUGGAAGAGAUGCGUUUGUUGUAAAAAUGUAAACAAAAUUAAAUUGCAUUGGGCGUGCAUU
Zophobas morio is the source of this 2886-nucleotide messenger RNA. Its product is annotated as copper-transporting ATPase 2-like. Gene Ontology annotation, molecular function: copper ion binding; ATP binding; ATP hydrolysis activity. Bases 24 to 2849 code for a protein of 941 amino acids. Lineage: Eukaryota; Metazoa; Arthropoda; Insecta; Coleoptera; Tenebrionidae. The transcript has 23 exons. Gene Ontology annotation, biological process: monoatomic cation transport; copper ion homeostasis. Gene Ontology annotation, cellular component: membrane. The record is from RefSeq and is a predicted model, not a curated record.